AUGGAAGAAAGCGAGGAAGCCUUCGUCCUACUGGAAGAAGAAACUCAGAAAAUCCUAUCCAUGGAAACAAAGGAAACAAGUGGAUCAAAAAGAUCCAAGAAUAUGCUCUUUAACUUAAAGGUACAAAUUGAAAUCCUGAAUAUUCCCCCUUUUGAAGUUAAUGUCAUACUAGAUACAGGUGCCACUACCUGUUGCAUAGACGAAAAAGCUGUACCAGAUGCCGCGAUGGAAGAAAACCCCUACAUAGUACAUUUCAGCGGGAUUACCUCCAAAACUACAGCAAAUAAAAAACUGAAAGGAGGCAAAAUGACUAUUGGGGAUAACACCUUCAGAAUCCCAUACACUUAUGCGUUUACAAUGAGGCUUGGGGAUGACAUCCAGAUGAUAAUCGGAUGCAAUUUCAUAAGGGCAAUGCAAGGAGGAGUAAGGAUAGAAGGUAACAUAGUCACUUUUUAUAAGAACCUUACUACGGUUAGCACACUACCCUACAUCCCAGCCGCAGCAGCCAUAGAGGAAUUGGAUCUCGAAGAAGAUGACUACAUCCAGAUCCAAGAAGCAGUGUACUUCUCAGCAGAAGCCCAACAGAGCGAUAGUACUAUCAGGGCAAAAUUUGGAGGCUUACUAAAUCAACUAAAAGCCCAAGGAUACAUCGGAGAGGACCCCCUUAAGUACUGGGGAAAGAACAAAAUUCAGUGCAAACUAGAGAUCAAAAACCCUGAUUUUAUAGUAGAAGACAAGCCCCUGAAACACCUUACACCGCAGGCCAAGGAAGCAUUUUCAAAGCACAUAAGGGCCCUACUGGAAAUAGGAGUAAUAAGGCCCAACAAGAGCAGGCACCGGACGACGGCCAUAAUUGUCAACUCAGGGACAACUAUUGAUCUAACUACUGGAAUGGAGAAAAAGGGCAAAGAAAGGAUGGUUGCUAUGCACCCGGAUUCAAUUGAAUGGACUGCCUUUUGGGUUCCUGAUGGACUAUAUGAAUGGCUUGCUAUGCCAUUUGGGCUAAAGAAUGCACCAGCAAUAUUCUAG
Musa acuminata AAA Group (dessert banana) is the source of this 1029-nucleotide messenger RNA. RefSeq lists its product as uncharacterized. The transcript has 2 exons. Lineage: Eukaryota; Viridiplantae; Streptophyta; Magnoliopsida; Zingiberales; Musaceae. Bases 1 to 1029 code for a protein of 342 amino acids. The record is from RefSeq and is a predicted model, not a curated record.